AUGUCUGACCUCAAUUUUUACAUUGACAAUCUUUCUCGUUCGCUCAUUGCAAAGGCCUCAUCGGCAGAUCAGUACCUCACCACAACUCACCUGACCCAACUGCUGAACCCUCUUUUCGACUCGCGUGAUCAUGUCUCGGUGCUGGAGAUUCGACCCGGCCCGAAGAGCAUCCUCCACUAUCUCUCUCCCCGUCUGAGACGGAAGGUCUGCAGAUACACUGCAAUCGAACCGGAAGAUUCGUCCGCUAAAAAAUUAGAAGAAUGGCUUCAGUCCACACCCGAGACGGAAUCUCCGCUACCUUGCCUCGAAAGCCCGCCCAACAUCCGUCGAAAUUCCCUUGACAUGGCUUUCCCUACAUUGACCGGUGCCAUGCCGGUUGCAUAUGAUGGCAAGGAGAGGUUUGACAUCAUCUUUUUCUCUCAUGGGACACACUCCGUGCUUCGAUUUGCGUCCAUGCAAUGGACAUUGCAAAUGCUCACGAAGCGGCCUGAGGGUGGAAUGGUGGUGAUGAUCCAUGACGGUACGCUGCCUAUGUAUGUGACCGGACUGGUGUGCCACAGAACAGCUGCUCUCCCUGCCAGAACUUUCCGCGUGGUAAAUGACGAUGCAGUGCUGGAUAGCCUUGACUCUUUCAGAUCGUUCUCCCUCUCGAACAGGUGGCGGAGUUUCUGCCGCAGCGUGGGCCGGUGUGAGAAAGACGACUCGGAUUAUCUACUGAUCGAUAUGCCGACAAUUAUGACGGUCUUUCAAAAGCAUGCAAACUCGUUUGGUGAGCUGACAAGGCUCGUGCCCAUGCUGAACGAACCAUUGAAGGAUCGAGUGGCCCGCCUCAAUCAUUCUCCCUUGAUUGUUAAACCACGGAACAUCCAACAUGUGCAGCAUUGCGUUAGAUGGGCUUUGAAGCACGGGGCUGGUCUGACUGUCAUUGGCGGGGGCCACAGUAGCCACUGUACACGGCCCCACGUCGCCUCAGUCGACAUGAGCGAAUUUGACGAAGUACAUAUUGUCCCGGUUGAGGCGGGCACUGGAGAUCCGAAUCCUGAUUCUGGGUCUGUGGUAGUCGCUGGGGCGGGCUGCAAGACGGGCGAUAUCAUCGAGAAGACUAUGAAGGCGGGCUUGACAGUGCCCUUGGGGUCACGACCGAGCGUAGGAGCGGGACUGUGGCUGCAAGGCGGCAUCGGGCAUCUGGCUCGGCUUUACGGGCUUGCAUGCGAUGCCAUUGUCGGCGCUGUACUGGUCAGCGUUGACUCAAGCCAGGUACUCUGCAUAGGCGAUGUGCCAACUCAGCACAGGCCUGCUGGUGCUGUCCGCCCGAGAAACGAAUCCGAUCUACUGUGGGCGAUAAAAGGCGCCGGAACCAAUAUUGGCAUUAUAGUCAGCGUCACUUUCAAGGCUUUCGUGGCUCCGACCUAUUCGGUGCGAAACUGGGCCAUCCCGUUGAAUGACCGUGUUGAGGCGCGACAAAAGCUCGUCGAGUUUGAUCAGUUUGCGAGCAAACUUCCUCGUAACUGUUCUACAGAUGCGUAUCUGUACUUGGACAUGGACCAGCUGCAUCUUGGCGUGACCAUGUUUGAGGCUUGUAACACUGAUCCUACGCAUGAACUACCAUAUCCCACGCCGAACUGCACAUUCCUAGGGUCUGAACAUGAUAUCAAAGACGUCGACAGUGUCGGGCUGUUUGACGCCGACAUGUAUAUGACCAAGAUUAAUGGUGGACACCGCAGCGGCAAGACUUAUUCCUUUAAGCGGUGUUUGUUCUUGAAGCAAGUUGGACAAGCAGAUGUGGCUGACAUCUUGCUGACGGCCAUGGAGACCCGUCCCACACCACUCUGCUAUGUCCAGCUGUUGCAAGGUGGCGGAGUUGUCAAUGAUGUGGCGGCUGAUGCCACUGCUUUUGUCUGUCGAGAUUGGGACUUUGCAUGCAUGAUAAGUGGUGCCUGGCCCCGCGAAGAUGAAAUCAAAGUUGCCGGGGCUGUCGAGAGAUGGGUAUACAACGUCGCGAAAGAGUUGUUGCCCUUGAGUAGCGGUUCUUACAGCACAGACCUGGGACCAGACCCUAGGGACUCCGCGCUGGCAGCUAAGGCCUUUGGUUUGAACCGGCUGCGUCUGGCCCAUAUCAAGCACAGCUCCGACCCGCACAACGUUUUGGCCUACGCUUGCCCACUUCCAAAAGCACCUCAGCAUAAGCUCAUCAUUCUGAUCACGGGCGAAAGCUGCGCCGGGAAAGACUAUUGCGCCAGGAUCUGGGCCUCUGUAUUCACCCACGGAAGCUUCACGGUGCGCACAGUGAGCAUUAGCGAUGCGACGAAGCGAGCAUAUGCCGCAGCUACCGGCGCAGAUCUAAACCUGCUUCUGUCAGAUCGUGCUUACAAAGAACAGCACCGGUCAGCAUUGACAGCAUUCUUCCGGGGUCAAGCGCGGGUUCGACCUCAGCUGCCAGAAGAGCAUUUUCUGGGUGUGGUGUACGGGGCAGUAGACGUGGACGUGUUGCUGAUCACCGGAAUGAGAGAUCAGGCGCCGGUCGCAGCCUUAUCGCAUUUGGUGCCAGAUACUAGACUAAUCGAUGUGCGCGUCCAAGCUAGCGAAGAGACACGGCAGGCUCGUCGAGGGUGCCAGGGCCGUCAGCAAGAACGCGAGGACAAGACAGACAGCGGUGAGGGCACGUCGAAUUCAGACGCUGUAAACUAUUGCCCCAAUCUCAUUUUCGAGAACGACACCACCGGAGAUGAAGCAGUGAGAGUAUAUGGCGAGCAACACCUGCUUUCCCUCGUCGAUGAGAACCUGCAGCGACUAGCAAACAUGGUCCGCAAAGUACACGACUUUCCACGCCCGGCCAUUGACUUCCGCCAUGUGCUUGGAAUCUCGCAGCAGCCGGGUGGAAUUGCGUUGUGUACAUCCCUUCUACAAUCAUAUUUCACCGGUGACUGGGCGAAAGUUGGUGCGAUAGCGUGUUGCGAAGCCGGUGGCUUUGUGUAUGGGUCGGCGCUGGCCAUGCAAGUCGACGUACCUUUGGCACUGAUUCGCGAAGGUGGAAAGCUCCCCCCACCGACUGUUUCUGUCCCCAAAUCUACUUCGUAUAUCUCGUCUAUGGCGCCUAGUGACUCGCCUAAUGGCUCGAGUGAGAAGCGGCUCGAGAUAGAGCAGGGUUUGAUCCCCGGAGGUGCGUCGGUGGUAGUGGUAGAUGAUGUGCUUGCCACAGGGAGGACACUUUGUGUGGUGCUGGACCUUUUGGUCGAAGCCGGCAUACGUGCUGAGGAUGUGAGGAUCAUGGUUGUGGCAGAGUUCCCAGUUCACCGAGGCCGGGAGUUGUUGCGCCAGCGUGGUUUUGGUAAUGUCAACAUCCAAAGCCUUUUGGUUUUUGAUGGUGCUUAG
Aspergillus aculeatus ATCC 16872 is the source of this 3372-nucleotide messenger RNA. RefSeq lists its product as uncharacterized. The coding region runs from base 1 to 3372 and encodes 1123 amino acids. Gene Ontology annotation, cellular component: cytoplasm. Gene Ontology annotation, molecular function: phosphomevalonate kinase activity; FAD binding. The record is from RefSeq and is a predicted model, not a curated record. NCBI's taxonomy places the organism in Eukaryota, Fungi, Ascomycota, Eurotiomycetes, Eurotiales, Aspergillaceae. The transcript has 2 exons. Gene Ontology annotation, biological process: cholesterol biosynthetic process.